Messenger RNA from Emys orbicularis (European pond turtle), 1160 nucleotides. RefSeq names its product mitochondrial ribosomal protein L51 (gene MRPL51). NCBI's taxonomy places the organism in Eukaryota, Metazoa, Chordata, Testudines, Emydidae. The transcript has 4 exons. Gene Ontology annotation, molecular function: structural constituent of ribosome. The record is from RefSeq and is a predicted model, not a curated record. Bases 185 to 574 code for a protein of 129 amino acids. Gene Ontology annotation, biological process: translation. Gene Ontology annotation, cellular component: mitochondrial large ribosomal subunit.
CACCAGAGGCUCCUUCCACCUCUCAGUUCCCGGCCGCGCAACCUCUGGUCCGUGGCGCCGGUGAAGGGGGCUGAAUCUUUCGAGCCCGGGUUCAUAGUGUGUGGGGGAGGGGGCGUCCGGGGACAGCAGCUACCGUUGGUUUGGUCUGGACCCGUGGCCGGGAGCAGGGACACUGGGUGGGACAAUGCGGACUCUGCUGCAGCUGGCAAGAUGGGGCCUCUUGGGCCGUAGCCCCUCUCUGGUCCAGACCGCGAGGAGCCUCCACUGUGGGGUCUCUAGCUGGAUCCAUGUGAAGUUGCCCCCUGAACCUAAAGAGGUUGAUCGCUGGACAGAGAAACGAGCCUUAUUUGGGGUCUAUGAUAAUAUAGGAAUUCUAGGAGACUUCCAGGUUCACCCCAAGGACUUGAUCACAGGGCCCAGGUGGCUGCGAGGCUGGCGGGGAAAUGAGCUACAGAGAUGCAUCCGCAAGAAGCAAAUUGUAGGUCACCGAAUGUUUGAUCAGGAUUACAAGAACCUUAACAAAAGGAUCAGGUUCCUGUACAGACGUUUCAACCGCACUGGAAAGCACCGCUAGGAGCAGACCUGUGAGAGCUAGCCAUGUGCCUCCUGGAAGGAAUGGCAUCCUGGGUGUAACAGGUUUAGCACCUGGAGCUGUGCACAGAUUGGGGUGUUGUAAAAUCGUAAUAAACUGAGUUUCUCUUCUACAACCACCUUCUACCUCUGAUCCCACUUGAAGCUCAGUUCCAACCCACAGACCCUCCUGCUUGUCCAGUCCUGAGCUCCCUUUGCACACCUUUCCUGAUUAUUCCUUCUCCUCCACCACCCUUAAAUUUAUCUUCUUACUGCUUCCCUUAGUUUUCAUCCCCAUAUUGCUCUAUUGCAACCCCUCCCUGUAGUAUCUGGUUUCCAGCUUCAUAGUUUGUCACACCAAUCUUAAUAUUGAAAUGACACAAAACAUUAAAUGUUUUCAAUUAUCAGCACUCGGACAAUCUUGAUUCCAUUUUAUAAUUCUCCCAAAGAGUUGCAAGUCUCUUUUGUAUUCUCCUUCUCCACUAAUUCCCCAUCUGCUACAGCUCACGGUUUAGUCAUCUGUCUGUCCUACAAAACCCUCCAAUAAAUUGUGACUUGAGUAAUGCUGAAGUUACCUUAACAACCCAGAA